Striga asiatica is the source of this 2279-nucleotide messenger RNA. The record is from the annotation of a GenBank genome assembly. NCBI's taxonomy places the organism in Eukaryota, Viridiplantae, Streptophyta, Magnoliopsida, Lamiales, Orobanchaceae.
GCAUAACAUAAUCCGUCAAUCUUUCUUCGACAAUAGCAAAUCCUUCUUUUUUUUCAAUUCCCACACGUUUUUUUAUGUUUUUCUUAACAGGCUUUAACCGCUAUAUGCUCCGGGAAUUUACUGUCAGACCAAACUUUCAACUACGACUUUCAAUUUGAAAAGUUGCACUUGCACAGUAAGAAAAAGGAGAAUCUUCCUCCACCUCCACCUCUCAUUCCGUUUCCCUUUCACAUUCCCACUAAAUCAACUCCGAAAUUUCCGUAUCAUUGCUUUUGUUUUUUUCUUCUCCUCCGUGUUUUUCCCUUUGCUUUCUUCUGUUUCCAGUUCCUACUUUCUCAAGGAAAGCGGGUGAUCUUCUUCAAUUCAGUUCAGGAGCUGCUGAGAAGACAAAUUUCACCUUGGCACUUUUUUUGUUUUUUUUUCUUUUGUUGUGAAAGUGGCGAGGUUGGGCUGAUGCUCGUGUAGCUUAGGUUAGAAUUUGGUGGAUUUAGUUGUAAUAUUUGAUGAGGAAUCACGAUAUUUAUGUGGCUUGAUAUGGGGGCAGAGCUUUCCAUGGAUCGGUGGUCGAUGGCGACAAUCUUCUACUCGGGCUGCCUCUGUUUGGCUCUGGUGCUUGCAAGGUUAUCGCCGGUUUUUGCCAAUGCUGAAGGUGAUGCGUUGAAUGCGUUAAGGAAUAGUUUGUCUGAUCCUAACAGUGUUCUCUCGAGUUGGGAUCCGACUCUUGUUAAUCCAUGCACUUGGUUUCACGUUACAUGCAACAGUGAAAAUAGUGUUACUAGACUAAGGCUCAACAAUAACAGUUUGACUGGACAAAUUCCAUAUUCUCUAACUACCAUCAAUACCCUUCAAGUCCUCGAUCUUUCAAAUAAUCAUCUCACUGGACCAAUUCCAGUGAACGGAUCCUUUCAGCUUUUCACCCCUAUUAGUUUUGCGGGUAAUCAGUUAAAUUAUAGUAGUGGCAAUACACCACCUCCAGCUGCACCAGCGCCGCCAGCUUCUACUCCAGUUGGAAGCAGUACUACUGCAGCCAUUGCGGGAGGUGUUGCUGCUGCUGCUGCCCUUCUAUUUGCUGCUCCUGCAAUUGCACUCGCUUGGUACCGGCGACAGAAGCCCCAAGAACAUUUCUUUGAUGUUCCCGCUGAGGAGGAUCCAGAAGUACAUCUAGGCCAGCUCAAGAGAUUUUCCCUGCGUGAGCUCCAAGUUGCAACAGAUAAUUUCAGCAACAAGAACAUUCUCGGAAGAGGCGGUUUCGGCAAGGUAUACAAAGGGCGGUUGGCUGAUGGUUCUCUAGUGGCCGUCAAGAGGCUAAAAGAAGAGCGUACACAAGGUGGGGAGCUUCAGUUCCAAACCGAAGUAGAAAUGAUUAGCAUGGCCGUGCACCGGAAUUUACUCCGGCUGCGUGGUUUUUGCAUGACGCCUACAGAAAGGCUGCUUGUUUAUCCUUACAUGGCUAAUGGGAGUGUAGCAUCAUGCUUAAGAGAAAGACCCGAAUCAACACCUCCACUCGAUUGGGCAAAAAGAAAACAUAUAGCACUUGGUUCCGCAAGAGGACUCGCUUACUUGCACGACCACUGUGACCCUAAAAUCAUCCAUCGUGACGUGAAAGCUGCCAAUAUACUUUUGGAUGAGGACUUUGAGGCCGUUGUUGGCGACUUUGGGCUGGCCAAGCUGAUGGACUAUAGAGACACUCAUGUGACGACAGCUGUACGGGGAACAAUUGGUCAUAUAGCCCCAGAGUACUUGUCCACUGGUAAAUCCUCUGAGAAAACCGAUGUUUUUGGCUAUGGGGUCAUGCUUCUUGAACUCAUAACUGGGCAGAGGGCAUUCGAUCUGGCUCGGCUUGCGAGUGAUGACGACGUCAUGUUACUUGAUUGGGUGAAGGGACUUUUGAAGGAAAAGAAGCUGGAAACAUUGGUGGAUGCAGAUCUUCAGGGGAACUUCAUAGAAGGGGAGGUGGAGCAACUGCUACAGGUGGCCCUACUCUGCACGCAGAGCUCCCCAACCGAACGUCCUAAGAUGUCUGAAGUGGUGAGGAUGUUAGAAGGUGAUGGGUUGGCUGAGAGGUGGGAAGAGUGGCAAAGGGAGGAAAUAUUCCGGCAGGAGUUCAGUCAGUCGCAUAAUACGGCCACCGACUGGAUAAUUGCUGAUUCCACUUAUAAUAUUCGGCCAGAUGAGCUUUCGGGCCCCAGAUGAUGACGGUUUGGUUUGUAGUGUGGCUCGGUUAUGGGGAGGCAAAGGUGUUGUGUAUUAGAUCAAUAGUCUUUUUUUUUUCUUUUUUU